This is a messenger RNA of Populus nigra (black poplar), 1343 nucleotides long. RefSeq names its product tropinone reductase-like 3. Lineage: Eukaryota; Viridiplantae; Streptophyta; Magnoliopsida; Malpighiales; Salicaceae. The coding region runs from base 196 to 966 and encodes 256 amino acids. Gene Ontology annotation, molecular function: oxidoreductase activity. The transcript is spliced from 6 exons. The record is from RefSeq and is a predicted model, not a curated record.
AGGGUGGUCAAAAUUUAUUUAUUUUUAAAUUAAUUCAUUUUUUAUGUUUUUUUAUUUUAAUAUAUUUUUAAAUUAUCACUAAUCUGUUUCAUUAAUCACAGUAGUAGCAAUAUUUCCAUUAAAAACCAACUUUGUUUUUGAAGCUUGUCUUGUCUUGUAAUUUGCAAACAAGAGAGAGAGAUCAGAGAAGGAAGGAUGACUAGUAAGAUUAUCAGUGGAAAGAGAUUUGAAGGGAAAGUGGUAAUUGUGACCGCUUCAACUCAAGGUAUUGGCUUUUCCAUAGCUGAGAGGUUUGGAUUGGAAGGUGCUUCUGUUGUUAUCUCUUCUCGCAAGCAGAAAAAUGUAGAUGAGGCAGCUGAGAAACUCAAAGCUAAAGGCAUCAAAGUGUUGGGUGUUGUUUGUCACGUCUCAAAUGCACAACAGAGGAAGAAUCUCAUAGAGACUACUGUACAGAAAUAUGGAAAGAUAGACAUUGUUGUAUCCAAUGCUGCUGUCAAUCCAUCUACAGAUUCCAUUUUGGAAACCCAGGAAUCUGUCCUUGAUAAGCUGUGGGAAAUUAAUGUUAAAGCAGCUAUCCUCCUACUGAAGGAUGCGACCCCUCACAUGAAGAAGGGUUCUUCAGUUAUUCUGAUUUCCUCUAUUGGUGGCUACCAUCCACAUUCUUCCAUGGCUAUGUAUGGUGUCACAAAGACAGCCCUUUUUGGGCUUACCAAGGUGCUUGCAGCUGAGAUGGCUCCUCACACUCGAGUGAACUGUAUAGCUCCUGGGUUUGUACCAACACACUUUGCUGAUUUCAUUACAGGCAAUCAGACCAUUAGGAAGACGAUUGAGGAUCAGACCUUGCUUAAAAGGCUUGGCACCACAGACGACAUGGCCUCAGCAGUCGCCUUUUUGGCUUCCGAUGAUGCGUCUUACAUAACAGGAGAAACUUUGGUGGUAGCUGGAGGGAUGCCGUCCAGACUUUAGUUUCCCUCUCUUAAAGUUUACCCGAAGAAAAAAACUCGUUAUGAUUUUUCAGAACCCGCACCAAUAAAUUCAUGAAAGGAAAAUUUACUUUGACGCUCUUUGUUUUAUUUCUUUUUGGCAAAUUGACAUUGUUUCAUUGAGAUUUCCUUGUCGGAUAAGAUUGGCUUGUGAUAUGCUUGUUAAAUAUCAAAGUGGAACAGAAUGUAUAUGGAGGAAGCCACAAUGUAUUCCCUUCAUCAGAUAAUUUCCAUGGCAGAAUGUUAUGGAGUCGUGUAUUCUCCCACCUGACUUGCGGCUGGAACCUUUUGGUAUUCUGCUUCAAGUUUUGAUGGGAGUUCGCCUUCCUUUUGGUAAAGAUUAUUUUUCCUUUGAUCCAA